AGUUAUUUUUUAAUUAAUAGGUUAAUGUUGUAAAUUCUGGAACAUCAUGGAAGAUAACCCUUUUUAUGGAACAUAGAGAUAACCAGGAAGAAAUUUUGAAAGGUGGAGAUGUUUUACGUUUAUUUCAUGCUGAACAGGAAAAAUUUUUGACAAUGGAUGAGUAUAAAAAGAAGCAACAUGUAUUUCUGCGAACAACUGGUCGUACAUCAGCAACCUCUGCAACUAGUAGCAAAGCAUUGUGGGAAGUAGAGGUUGUACAACAUGAUCCUUGUCGAGGAGGUGCUGGUCACUGGAACUGCUUAUUUAGAUUUAAACACUUAGCAACAGGACAUUAUUUAGCUGCUGAAAUUGAUGAUGAUGAAACAAUGGAUCAAAUGCGUUCAAAAUUAAGAGAUGUUCAUGGAAGCCCUGUAUAUCAUUUGGUGUCAGUACCUCAUUCCAAUGAGAUAGCUUCACUUUUUGAGCUAGAUCCAACAACCUUAAGCCGAGGAGAUUCCUUAGUACCUCAAUCAUCUUAUGUUAGAUUACAUCAUUUAUGUACAAAUACUUGGGUUCAUAGUACAUCAAUACCCAUUGACAAAGAUGAAGAAAAACCCGUUAUGUCUAAGGUUGGAAGUGCCCCUAUGAAAGAAGAUAAAGAAGCAUUUGCUUUAAUUUCAGUUUCUCCAUCUGAAGUACGAGACUUGGAUUUUGCAAAUGAUGCAUGUAAAGUUUUAGCAUUCAAUUCAGCUAAAUUGGAACAGGGAACCUUAUCAUCUAAUGAACGACG
Messenger RNA from Daktulosphaira vitifoliae (grape phylloxera), 769 nucleotides. Its product is annotated as inositol 1,4,5-trisphosphate receptor type 1-like. Gene Ontology annotation, molecular function: inositol 1,4,5-trisphosphate-gated calcium channel activity; inositol 1,4,5 trisphosphate binding. Gene Ontology annotation, cellular component: endoplasmic reticulum. The annotation marks the transcript as partial. Lineage: Eukaryota; Metazoa; Arthropoda; Insecta; Hemiptera; Phylloxeridae. The transcript is spliced from 4 exons. Gene Ontology annotation, biological process: calcium ion transport. The record is from RefSeq and is a predicted model, not a curated record.